Cordyceps fumosorosea ARSEF 2679 is the source of this 465-nucleotide messenger RNA. RefSeq names its product Thioredoxin-like fold protein. The record is from RefSeq and is a predicted model, not a curated record. The transcript has 3 exons. The coding region runs from base 1 to 465 and encodes 154 amino acids. Gene Ontology annotation, cellular component: mitochondrion. NCBI's taxonomy places the organism in Eukaryota, Fungi, Ascomycota, Sordariomycetes, Hypocreales, Cordycipitaceae. Gene Ontology annotation, molecular function: oxidoreductase activity.
AUGUUUCGCUUCACUGGCGACUGCAAGCUGACAAGACUGCCCGCUAAACAGAACAAAACGCUCGACAUCGUCACCGUCUUCCACAAGGCGAGCUCACCCGCCUCUGUAAAGGUCGCCAACCUCGUUAAGCAGAUCUCCGCCAACGCCCAGGUCGGCGCCACGAUCGAUCAAGCCAGCGAUCACUCCGCCCAGACCAAGCCCGGCCGUGAGCCCUUUGAGCUCAACAUCACCGAGGACGCCCCCACCACCGACCAGGUCCAAACCAUCCUCGGCUACGUUGGCACUGGCGGCAUCUCCAAGGUCAUCAAGGGUGCCCGUGACGAGAAGGAUGCGCUGAAGCGAUUCAAGGAGAGCAAGGAAAACUUCCUCAGACCCCUGACCGUCGACUGGAACAACGGAAAAGCCAUCGCCGGCGAUAACGAAUCGGAAAUUCUCAAGAUUCUCGAUGCUAAGAAGAACGACUAA